UACCACGUGCCGGUCCUCCGCGACGAGCUCGUGCGGUGGCUGGUGACCGAUCCGGCCGGCACGUACGCGGACCUCACGCUCGGCGGCGGCGGCCACUCCGCAGCGCUGCUCGACGUGCUCGCGCCCGCCGGCGGCCGGCUCGUCUGCGCCGACCGUGACGGCGACGCGAUCCGGCAGGCGCGCCGCCGGCUGGGCACGCACGUCGAGAGCGGCGCGGCGACGCUGCUGCAGACGAGCUUUGGCCGCUUCCCGGCGGCGCUGUCGCGCGCCGGCGUCGGCGUCGGCGCCGGCGGUGCGCCCGGGGAGGGCGCUCGGCUCUCUGGCGUGCUGCUCGAUCUCGGCGUGAGCUCGCACCAGAUUGAUGAGGCGUCGCGUGGCUUCUCGAUGCGGUUCGAGGGGCCGCUCGACAUGCGGAUGGACCAGGCGAGCGGCGAGCUCACCGCCGCCACCAUCCUCAACGAGUGGAGCGCCGCCGAGAUUGCGGACGUCCUCUGGAGGCACGGAGAGGAGCGCCUCUCGCGCCCGCUCUCGCGCGCUCUCGUCGCGGCACGCCCUCUGCGGAGCACGGCGCAGCUCGCGAGCGUGGUGAAGGCGGCGCAGCCGGGCGCGCCGAAGGAGCUGACCAAGCGAGCAGCGCGCGUCUUCCAGGCGCUGCGCAUCGAGGUCAACGCCGAGAUGGACGAGCUCGAGGCGAUCCUCGCGGCUGCAGCCAGCCUGGUGCGGCCGGGCGGUCGGCUCGCAGUCAUGUCGUACCACUCCCUCGAGGACCGGCGCGUCAAGCGGCUGCUGCGCUCGGGCGCGACGGGCGGCGACUCGCCGCCUCGCGACUUCUACGGCAACUCGCUCGCGCCGUGGACGCCCCUCACCCGCCAGCCCGUCUUCGCCAGCGACGCCGAGAUCGAGGCCAACCCGCGCGCCCGCUCCGUCCGGCUGCGGGUGGGCGAGCGGUCGAGC
Molecule: messenger RNA, 954 nt
Organism: Emiliania huxleyi CCMP1516
Lineage: Eukaryota; Haptophyta; Isochrysidales; Noelaerhabdaceae
Exons: 1
Biological process (GO): rRNA base methylation
Cellular component (GO): cytoplasm
Molecular function (GO): rRNA (cytosine-N4-)-methyltransferase activity
Source: RefSeq, a predicted model, not a curated record